CACAGCAACUAAAACCUAUAAGAGAGAGAAAAAGAAAAAACAACUUUACACUUAUAUUGCACUAUUUUCAAGCUAGGGUGAUAUUAUUAUGGCUAAGUGGUGCAUCAUGCUUCUUGUUCUUGCCCUUGUUGUUGUGUCCACAACAAGUGCAAGAAAGGUUCCUAAUAAUGAUGCAACUUUGAAGGACCAGAAGAAUUUCCUGAGCUAUGGCGGCGUUGGUGGCUAUUCGGGAAUUGGAGGGAACGGAAUGCCCUUUGGAGGUGUAGGUGGUGCAAUUGGAUCCAACUUUGGUGGUGCAGGAGUUGGCGGCGGGCUCGGCGGCGGUGCGGGUAUCGGUGGACUCGGCGGUACGGGUAUCGGUGGCGGUGGAGCUUCUGGCAGUGUCCCUCUCCCUUGAGAUGAGGCUAUGUUUGUUUCAGUUAUUUCCGUUAUGGCUAUAGUUUAAUUAACUAGUAGCUAUAACUACCUUGCUUUUAUUUAUGUUUUAAAUUUAAUUAAGAAAAUAAAUUUCGAUGUUAUAGUGUGUGUUAUGCUAGCUAGCUAGGGUUUUGUCACUAGCAAGAAUAUUGUAGUGCAUGCUACUUUAUUAUGACUUUAUGUUAUAUGUAUUUCUUCAUC
Messenger RNA from Arachis ipaensis, 618 nucleotides. RefSeq lists its product as uncharacterized. NCBI's taxonomy places the organism in Eukaryota, Viridiplantae, Streptophyta, Magnoliopsida, Fabales, Fabaceae. The record is from RefSeq and is a predicted model, not a curated record.